Molecule: messenger RNA, 2829 nt
Organism: Cotesia glomerata
Lineage: Eukaryota; Metazoa; Arthropoda; Insecta; Hymenoptera; Braconidae
Gene: dlp
Product: glypican-6
Exons: 8
Coding region: 356-2227 (623 amino acids)
Biological process (GO): regulation of signal transduction; cell migration; regulation of protein localization to membrane
Cellular component (GO): cell surface; synapse; plasma membrane
Source: RefSeq, a predicted model, not a curated record
AUUCCCUCAGCAGUGCGUCGCGUACCACCUCAGCGCGAGGGUGUAGAAUUUUUCCGCCGGGACCUGUUCGAAUGUUCCGGUGUUUAGCUUACAAUCCUGUUAUUAUUGUUUGAUAUUGUUUUUGACAAAGUAUCCAAAAGUUAAGUUCCAAAAAUUGAACGAAUGUCGUAGCGAGUAUAAAUUUCCCUUUUAAAAUAGCCCGCGUGGCCUGUGUUUAUUAAAACGGUCGUUGAACCGUUCUGUGCUGGGUUUUAUUGUAUUCUAACACAAAUUACAGCUAAUUGUUGUAAUAAAAAUAAUACACACACAUAAUACUAAAUUUAAUUAAUAUUUAUAUAUUUAUAUUUAUAUAACAAUGAGUGGUUUCAAAUAUUUGUGCGUGCUAUUGGCGCUUUCUUGGAUUGGAGUUACUUCUGCCCGGCUUAAUUGUGACGCUGUCAGAACGAUAUUUGAAUCACAUGGGUUUCCAUUUUCUGACAUUCCUAAGGAUCCUAUUUCAUCGCGAGAAUUAAGAUCAUGCGGUGGGAUAAGUAGCGGCGGAGAGGUUUGCUGUACAGCAGAUAUGGAGCAGAGGCUGCAAGCAAAAGCUCGGGACAGACAUGAAAAAGCUACGAAAGCAACCCUCCAGCGGCUGCAACAACUUCUCGCCACUAGAGGCGCAAGAUUUCAUGGUUUCUUUAAAGAGUUAUUGGCGUCCUCCAAGAAGGGCUUUCAUGAAAUGUUCAAAAAAACUUAUGGAAUUUUGUACGAGCAAAACGCUUAUGUUUUCACUGAUUUGUUUAAUGAAUUGGAAAAUUAUUACGUCAAGGGAACGGUGAACCUAGACGAAGCAAUGGACAAUUUUUUCAAUACCCUGUACCAAAAAAUGUUCACGGUGCUCAACAGUCAGUACAACUUCGACGCAAAGUACCUAAAAUGCGUGGGCAAUCACAUGAAAGACAUGCGUCCAUUCGGUGACGUCCCGCAGAAAUUGGGCGUCCAAAUAAAGAGGUCAUUUAUAGCUACAAGGGCCUUCAGCCAGGCUCUGACAGUCGCCGCGGAUGUGCUCAAAAACAUGCAGACGCUCAAGGUUUCGCCCGAGUGCGCAGCAGCAUUGACCAGGAUGACAGCAUGCCCGUCUUGCAGCGGCAUACCCGGUAAUGUACUUGCCUGCGGUGACAUGUGCGCUAAUGUCAUGAAGGGUUGCCUUACACAACACGCUGCACUCGAUGCUGAAUGGAAUCAUUUUGUCGAGGCGGUUGGAAAAGUAGGCGAGAGAUUGCUGGGGCCGUUCAAUAUCGAGAUGCUGGUGCGACCGAUAAAUCUCAAGAUAUCAGAGGCUAUAAUGAACUUCCAGGAGAACAGCCACGACGUGUCCCAGCGGGUGUUCAGCGGGUGCGGGCGUCCUGUACUUGGAAGACGGAGGAGACGUCGAAGAAGUCCGUCCGCAUUGGCAGCUGCCCGUGACGUCGAUUUUGACUCGGGAAACUUUGACCAGGAAUCUGGAGAAGACGGCCGCUCGACGACCGCGGCGAUGCUCGACAAACUCGUCAAGGAAAUUCGCCAGAGGGUCAGAGAUUCCAGGCAGUUUUGGAUUUACUUGCCGUACCAACUUUGCAAUGAUGGGUUGGUGGUUCCCGCGAGCAACACCAAGGAAUGUUGGAACGGCACACAUGUUGACAAAUAUUUAUACCCGGUAUCGUCUGACGGCGAGACGCAGACUCUAAACCCAGAGGUUCGCGGGGCUGGUCCCAGAGCCGCGAUUGUUAGAGACCAAAUAUUUGCUCUCACAACAAUCACCAGUCGGCUCAGAUCCGCAUUUAAUGGCCAAGAUGUUGAUUGGAUAGACCCUGAAGACAUUCCUGAAGGAUCAGGCAGCGGUUCCGGAAACGGUCGCGACGAUGACGUAAUAACCGACGACGAAGAUGGCUGGGGCGAAGGAUCCGGCGAAGACCCUAAACCUUCAGAGCCAGAAGUCCCGAAAGUAGCUUCACCAGUGCCUCCGGUGAUACCACCGCAGGUGGAUAUCGCGCCGAAGAGUCCCGUGGACAACGGCGUCGACAAGAGCCCCGAGUCCAGUGGGGGCAGUCUGGACAAGAACGAGGGUAGUCAAAAUUCGACGACGAGCGUGGGCAGCGGUAGUGGAUCCGCGAGUCGCCCGCGAAUGUCUCUAACUCGCGCCCUAACGUCCUAUCUCUUCCCUAUUGCCGUGAUGUGGUUCGGUGGCUGUCUUACCGAGUGGCUGUGAUCUUUCAUUUCUUACGAUCAAGUGGAAAUUGUAAAUAAUAAAUCAUAAAUAUUAAACUAUUAACUAAUCCCUAACUAACUAAUUAAUUAGUUAAUUAAUAAUGUUAAUCGAGCGGAUAAACUUAUUUAUCAAGAUUUUUUAAAAGUGACCAAUGUGCCAUUUUUUAUUUUUAUUUUUAUCUCAAGUCUGUGCCAGAUUUCUCAAAUGGCCGUCGGUGUUUUUAUUUUAUUCUAUUUUAUAUAUUUUUCUUUUAUUUAAUUAUUUAUUAGUGAAAUAAUAAAUAAUAAAUAAAUAAGUGACUUCGAGUUUGAACUUCAGGACGUAAAAAUAAUAAUUAAAAGUUUUAAUUAAAUAUUAAGACUCUUAUUGUAUACGAGAGUGUUAUAACAGGACUGAAAAUUUAAUUUAUUCGAUUAACUAUUAAUUUUGUGUAUUAAUUAUUAAUAUUAAUAUUAUUAUUUUAUUUUAUUUUUUAAUUACUCGGUCAACAAAGUUGAUGGGUAUAAAUAAUAAUUGUUAAUUAACACUUCUCUACUCUCUUUUGUAAAGUGUAAAUAAAAAUAGCUAAGCAACUGAAAAAAAAAAAAAAAAAAAAAACUAUU